Penicillium macrosclerotiorum is the source of this 2844-nucleotide messenger RNA. It is a transcript of the gene farA, whose product is annotated as CeGAL family transcription factor. The transcript has 8 exons. The coding region runs from base 1 to 2844 and encodes 947 amino acids. The record is from RefSeq and is a predicted model, not a curated record. Gene Ontology annotation, molecular function: zinc ion binding; DNA binding; DNA-binding transcription factor activity, RNA polymerase II-specific. Lineage: Eukaryota; Fungi; Ascomycota; Eurotiomycetes; Eurotiales; Aspergillaceae. Gene Ontology annotation, biological process: DNA-templated transcription; regulation of DNA-templated transcription.
AUGAGUACCACGAUCGAAUCCCAGACCGAACCGACCGCCAACCAUCCCAGUCCGGCCCCCAGCGCCGCCGGCUCGACAGGAACCUCCGGCAUCACAGUGCGCAACGGCCCAGGGGGCCAACCGUUAAGCUUCAGAAGACAACGUGCCUCUCGCGCGUGCGAGACUUGUCAUGCACGGAAGGUUCGCUGCGAUGCCGCCAGUCUAGGUGUGCCCUGCACCAACUGCGUCGCCUUCUCCAUCGAAUGCAAAAUCCCCACCCCCAAACGCAAGAAGAACUCCAGCAAGGGCAAAGACGACGGUCAGUACGCCGAUAGCCCGCCUCACACAGCCUCCUCGCUUGUCGACGCUGCCGUCGCUCAUUUUCGUCCGUCCAAUACCGAGGACUCGGGCGAGCUCACUUCGUCCGAGAAACGGACACGCGAGUCCGACUCGGAUGAUAAGGAAGAUGCCUCGUUUGGAUACCGCAAGAACCGGAUGGGCGUGGACGGCAUGCCCGCCACCGAGUUGACCGAGUCGGAGGCUUCCCACCAGGCGUCCGGCGACAAUGUCUACGCCCAGUUCAUGAAGCCCAAGUUCGCCCGCGCCCCAAUCAAAGAGGCCGGCCGGGUGGCCUACCUUGGUGAAUCGUCCAAUCUCUCGCUCCUCGUCCAGGAUCGCCAUGGCACCAGCGACGUUGUGCAUUACCCCCUCCCACCCAACAUCCGGGGGUCUCGAGCCCGCUUGACCGACCUUGACAACCUGGAAAUCGACAUCUUGCACCAGCGGGGUGCGUUCUUACUGCCCCCGAAGCCCCUAUGCGACGAACUCGUCGAUGCCUACUUCAAAUGGGUGGCACCCGUUGUCCCCAUCAUCAACCGGAGCCGCUUCAUGCGUCACUAUCGCGACCCGAAGAAUCCCCCCUCAUUGCUGUUGCUGCAAGCCAUACUCCUGGCUGGUUCCAGGGUUUGCACUAACCCCCAACUGAUGGAUGCCAAUGGCUCGACGACCCCGGCCGCGAUGACCUUCUACAAGCGGGCCAAGGCGCUCUACGACGCUAACUACGAGGAUGACCGGGUCACCAUCGUACAAGCGUUGGUCCUUCUAGGCUGGUACUGGGAAGGCCCAGAGGACGUGACGAAAAAUGUAUUUUACUGGACUCGUGUGGCGAUGGUGGUCGCUCAGGGCUCUGGUAUGCACCGCAGCGUGGAAACCUCACAGCUCAGCAAACCAGACAAGAGGCUGUGGAAGCGGAUCUGGUGGACUCUGUUCACUCGGGACCGCUCGGUCGCUGUCGCCCUGGGACGCCCAAUCGGCAUCAACACAGAUGAUUCCGAUGUUGAGAUGGUGACCGAAGACGACUUUAUUGAGGAUGAACUCGAUGCUCCCGCCGAAUAUCCCCCGGACCCAGUACAUGUGCAAUUCUUCCUGCAAUACGUGAAGCUUUGCGAAAUCAUGGGACUGGUUCUAUCGCAGCAAUACUCCGUGGCGUCCAAAUCUCGGCGCAUGAAUGCCAUGGACCUAACCCAUUCAGAUAUGGCGUUGGCGGAUUGGCUGCAGAACUGCCCCAAGGAAGUCUGCUGGCAACGGUCUCGGCACCACUUUUGGGCCGCUCUUCUGCACUCCAACUACUACACCACUCUUUGUCUUCUUCACCGAGCCCAUAUGCCUCCGGCCUCCUCAGCGCCUAACAGCUACCGGGUUGAAGAGAUGGCGUACCCGUCCCGGACCAUUGCUUUCCAGGCGGCGGGCAUGAUGACUUCGAUCAUCGAGAACUUGCAGACCCACAACGAAAUCCGCUAUACUCCUGCGUUCAUUGUAUACAGCUUGUUCUCAGCUUUGAUCAUGCACGUCUACCAAAUGCGGUCCUCAGUCCCUUCGAUUGUGGCAACAUGCCAGGAAAGAAUCAACGUCUGCAUGGGCGCCUUGAAGGAUGUUUCCAAGGUUUGGUUGGUGGCCAAGAUGGUUCACACUCUGUUUGAAUCCAUCCUGGGCAACAAGGUACUGGAAGAGCGACUCCAGAAGGCCGCUGGUCGGCGACACCAGCGGCGACCACACGAUAGCACAUCCGCCCAGUCCAAGAAACCCGAUCCCCCGAAGCGCAAAUUCGAUGACAUGGAUCUCGGAUUGCCCAAUGGCGGACCCACACCCCCCGUCUCAUACGAACGCUCGCGACCACAGACCCCGGCCGUCACGCCCUCUCGUGAGCUGAAUCAGCCCCUGGGCCAUGCGUCGCCCAAUGCCCACCGGGGCCCACUCGACCCGAUUUCUGGCCCUGCCAACUCGCGGGGCAACACUCGACCCACCACCCCGUUUAAUGCCCAGUUUUCCUUGCCUGCCACGCCUCCCGAUUUCUUCCUCGUCACUCGUACCUCGCCCAAUCUCUCUCCCUCACUCUGGGAAAACUUCCAGCCGGAUCAAUUGUUCCCAGACGGCACGGCGAUCUUCCCUGAACUGACCUCGCCGCCGCCCCCGGCCACUGUAGACCCCCAGUUGCAGAUUCCAUCACAGUUGCAAGCUCCCGGCUUGGGGCAGCGACCCAUGAUGGGCAAUCCCUCUCAACCGGUGCCCGGUCGUAGCCUGUCCGUGUCGCAGGGUAGCCCGCAGAUGAUGUCUGGGGUUCCUGGCGGCAUGGGCAUGCAGACCUCGCCGCAAGCCAAUCAACAGAUGUUCGCCAUGGAGGGACAGCCGUGGCCGAUGCAGGGGUUGGAGGGCACCUUAAGCGGUGGAGCGUUGGACGCCGCCAGCCAGGAUGAUAACUGGAGCAGCAGCUCGCGCAGUGGACCGACGGCGCCAACCACCUUGAACGUGGAAGAUUGGUUCCAAUUCUUCGGUAUCAAUGGUGGAUUUGGAGAUUUGGCGGCCUAA